Molecule: messenger RNA, 783 nt
Organism: Penicillium verhagenii
Lineage: Eukaryota; Fungi; Ascomycota; Eurotiomycetes; Eurotiales; Aspergillaceae
Product: ubiquinone-binding COQ10-like protein
Exons: 1
Coding region: 1-783 (260 amino acids)
Biological process (GO): ubiquinone biosynthetic process; cellular respiration
Cellular component (GO): mitochondrion
Molecular function (GO): ubiquinone binding
Source: RefSeq, a predicted model, not a curated record
AUGCAACACAUCCGGGCCUUGCGACCUUCAAGUCGCACAAUCACAACCCUAGCCCGGCCUCAAUCCGGCUCUCUGCGAACCGCCCUGCCAAUCAACACAAUCGUCACAAGGGAAUGCCCCUCACGACGCCAAUUAACACCACCAUGUACAUCGCAACCCCAAAAAAGAGCCUUCAAUCUCUCCUCACUCGCCUCCUUUCUACCCAACGGCAACAAUAACGGCAACGACUCGCCAAAGCGCGUCCUGAACGCCUCCCGCAUACUCCCCUACUCGCCGGCCCUCCUCUUCAAAGUGGUUUCCUCCGUCGAGGCGUACUCCGAGUUCCUGCCCUUCCUGGCCGCAUCUACUGUCACGGCACGCGACCCGCAAACGGGCUACCCGACGCAGGCGUUCCUGACUAUUGGCUACGGGCCGUUCAACGAGACGUUUACUUCGCUUGUGGAUUGUGAUCCUGCGAAGGGAAUUGUGGAGGCGCGGAGUGGAGCUAAAUUUGGGAAGCCUGAGGGUAGUGCCAGCAGCAGCAGCAGUGGCUCCUCUGGACUGAGUGGCUUCUUCCCUGGCGCUACUGAGGGAAUCUUUGAGUACCUCUCUACGCGGUGGGAAUUGGCGCCGGUUGAUGUGAAGGGUGGGUCACCGCAUACCAAGGUCAAUUUGGAGGUGCAGUUUGAGUUCAAGAACCAGAUGCAUUCUGCACUUAUGGGUGCGGUGGAGGGGCAGAUGGCUGGAGUUAUGAUUGAGGCGUUUGAGAAGCGCAUGAAGACGAUGCAUGUCGAGGGCCAGUAA